CGGCCGCCAUCGCUGCGGGACCCGCUCGCCCCGCCCGUCCCAGCCAUGGCGGAGCCCGGCGGGGGCCGCCCGGUCACCAUCAGCGAUGUGCAGCAGCUGGUGCGCAGGAAGGACGAGAUCGAGGCGCAGAUCAAGGCCUGCUACGAGCUGCUGGAGGGGCAAAAGGGCGUCGGGAUGCACGAGCCGCUGGUGGACGCCGAGGGCUUCCCCCGCAGCGACAUCGACCUGUACCAAGUGCGCACCGCGCGGCACAACAUCAUCUGUCUGCAGAACGAUCACAAGGCCUUGAUGAAGCAGGUGGAGGAGGCUCUGCACCAGCUGCAUGCCCGGGAGAAGGAGAAGCAAGCCAGGGAUGAGGCAGAGGCCUUGGCAGAGGCCAUGAGCCAGAACCAGAGCCUGCCACAGCCCUUUGCCAAAGUGAACGCCGUGACCCCGGGAUCCCCUGCCAGUGUCUCGGGACUUCAGGUUGAUGACGAGAUCGUGGAGUUUGGUUCUGUCAACGCAAGCAACUUCCAGAACCUGCAGAACGUUGCCACAGUGGUGCAGCACAGCGAGGGGAGACCCCUGAGCGUGACUGUGCUCCGCGGUGGCAGGAGGGUGCAUGUGGGGCUGACUCCGAAGCGCUGGGCUGGGAAGGGCCUCCUGGGCUGCAAUAUCAUUCCCCUGCAAAGAUGACCAUUGCUUGGAAAAUAAUAAAGCUGAAGCUUGUGCCUGCUU
Messenger RNA from Empidonax traillii (willow flycatcher), 717 nucleotides. It is a transcript of the gene PSMD9, whose product is annotated as proteasome 26S subunit, non-ATPase 9. Gene Ontology annotation, cellular component: cytoplasm; nucleus. Gene Ontology annotation, molecular function: protein binding. The record is from RefSeq and is a predicted model, not a curated record. Bases 46 to 675 code for a protein of 209 amino acids. Lineage: Eukaryota; Metazoa; Chordata; Aves; Passeriformes; Tyrannidae. Gene Ontology annotation, biological process: proteasome regulatory particle assembly. The transcript is spliced from 6 exons.